Molecule: messenger RNA, 546 nt
Organism: Psylliodes chrysocephalus
Lineage: Eukaryota; Metazoa; Arthropoda; Insecta; Coleoptera; Chrysomelidae
Source: the annotation of a GenBank genome assembly
GGUACUUAAGUACUUAUACAAAACAUUAAAUUCUUGUAAACAAGGUCUAUUUUCAAAAAUGAGGGUACUGCUUUUGGUCGCUUUGAUUAUAAGCGUUGGUAUUGCAGUUUGCGAUAAAUAUACCACCAAAUUUGAUAAUGUAGAUUUGGAUGAGAUUUUAAAAAGUGAGCGAUUAUUAAAAAAUUAUGUUGAUUGCGUAAUGGACAGAGGUAAAUGUACUCCAGAUGGAAUCGAACUCAAAAAAAAUUUACCGGAUGGCUUACAAACCGACUGCUCGAAAUGUAGUGAAAAACAAAAAGAUGGAGCCAUCAAAGUUAUUAAAUAUUUAGUAAAAAACAGACGACCGAUAUUUGAUGAAUUGUCUGAUAAAUUUGACAAGGAUAGAACCUACUUGAACAGACACAAAGAGGAAUUUGAAAAAGAAGGAAUCAAAGUAUAAAUACGUAACUUACAGCAUUAAAAUAUUUUGUUAUAUGUGUUAUACCUUUUUAAUAAGUUGUAGAUUGUAAGUCUUUAAAAAAACAAAUUAUAAUUAUUGGAAUAAAG